AUGGCGGCAGCGGCGGCGGCUGGUGCGGCCUCCGGGCUGCCAGGUCCAGUGGCACAAGGACUGAAGGAGGCGUUGGUGGAUACGCUCACCGGGAUCCUAUCCCCAGUGCAGGAGGUGCGAGCGGCUGCCGAGGAACAAAUUAAGGUGCUCGAGGUGACAGAGGAAUUUGGUGUUCACCUGGCAGAGCUGACCGUAGAUCCCCAGGGAGCACUGGCAAUCCGUCAGCUGGCAUCAGUCAUUUUGAAGCAAUAUGUGGAAACUCACUGGUGUGCCCAGUCAGAGAAGUUUAGGCCUCCUGAAACUACAGAAAGGGCAAAAAUUGUUAUCCGGGAGCUAUUGCCCAAUGGGUUGAGAGAAUCAAUAAGUAAGGUGCGCUCCAGUGUGGCCUAUGCGGUGUCAGCCAUUGCCCACUGGGACUGGCCCGAAGCCUGGCCCCAGCUCUUCAACCUGCUCAUGGAGAUGUUGGUGAGCGGAGAUUUAAAUGCAGUCCAUGGAGCCAUGCGAGUGCUGACAGAAUUCACUCGAGAAGUAACAGACACACAGAUGCCACUUGUUGCUCCUGUCAUCCUCCCAGAGAUGUAUAAGAUCUUCACUAUGGCCGAGGUGUAUGGUAUUCGAACCCGCUCCCGAGCUGUGGAGAUUUUUACCACUUGUGCCCAUAUGAUCUGUAACAUGGAGGAAUUGGAAAAGGGUGCAGCCAAAGUUCUGAUCUUUCCUGUGGUGCAGCAGUUCACAGAGGCCUUUGUUCAGGCCCUCCAGAUACCAGAUGGCCCCACAUCUGACAGUGGGUUUAAGAUGGAAGUCCUAAAGGCAGUGACAGCCCUGGUGAAAAACUUCCCAAAGCACAUGGUGUCCUCCAUGCAACAGAUUCUGCCUAUUGUCUGGAACACCCUAACUGAGAGUGCAGCUUUUUAUGUGAGGACAGAAGUAAAUUACACAGAAGAAGUAGAAGAUCCUGUGGAUUCUGAUGGUGAAGUCCUGGGCUUUGAAAAUCUCGUCUUUAGCAUUUUUGAGUUUGUCCAUGCUCUCCUAGAAAAUAGCAAAUUCAAAAGCACUGUUAAGAAAGCCUUGCCUGAGUUGAUUUACUAUAUAAUCCUGUACAUGCAAAUCACUGAGGAACAGAUUAAAGUAUGGACAGCCAACCCCCAACAGUUUGUUGAAGAUGAAGAUGAUGAUACUUUCUCCUACACUGUUAGGAUUGCAGCUCAAGACCUAUUGCUUGCUGUGGCCACUGAUUUCCAGAAUGAGAGUGCAGCGGCCCUGGCUGCUGCAGCCACCCGGCACUUACAAGAGGCUGAGCAAACCAAAAACAGCGGCACCGAACACUGGUGGAAGAUACAUGAGGCAUGCAUGCUUGCCCUUGGCUCGGUGAAGUCCAUCAUCACUGACAGUGUGAAGAAUGGCAGGAUCCAUUUUGACAUGCAUGGGUUCCUGACCAAUGUCAUCCUUGCAGACCUCAACCUCUCAGUGUCUCCUUUUCUCUUGGGCCGGGCACUUUGGGCUGCCAGUCGGUUCACUGUUGCUAUGUCUCCUGAAUUGAUCCAGCAGUUUCUACAGGCAACAGUUAGUGGUCUUCAUGAGACACAACCCCCAUCCGUUCGAAUAUCUGCUGUGAGAGCCAUCUGGGGUUAUUGUGAUCAACUGAAAGUCUCGGAGAGUACCCACGUGCUUCAACCCUUCCUCCCCAGUAUCCUGGAUGGCUUAAUUCACCUAGCAGCCCAGUUCAGCUCAGAGGUCCUCAACCUGGUGAUGGAGACCCUAUGCAUCGUUUGUACAGUAGACCCAGAAUUCACAGCAAGCAUGGAAAGCAAAAUCUGUCCGUUCACCAUCGCCAUUUUCCUAAAGUACAGUAACGAUCCUGUCGUCGCCUCGCUGGCUCAGGAUAUCUUCAAGGAGCUGUCUCAGAUUGAAGCCUGUCAGGGCCCAAUGCAGAUGAGGCUGAUUCCUACUCUAGUGAGCAUAAUGCAGGCCCCAGCAGACAAGAUCCCUGCAGGGCUGUGUGCGACUGCCAUUGAUAUCCUGACCACGGUAGUACGGAAUACAAAGCCUCCCCUUUCCCAGCUACUCAUCUGCCAAGCUUUCCCUGCUGUGGCACAGUGCACCCUUCACACAGAUGACAACGCCACCAUGCAGAAUGGUGGAGAGUGCUUGCGGGCUUAUGUGUCAGUGACACUGGAGCAGGUGGCCCAGUGGCAUGACGAGCAGGGCCACAACGGGCUGUGGUACGUGAUGCAAGUGGUGAGCCAGCUCCUGGACCCCCGCACCUCAGAGUUCACUGCCGCCUUUGUGGGUCGCCUCGUCUCCACCCUCAUCUCCAAGGCAGGGCGGGAGCUGGGGGAGAAUCUGGAUCAGAUUCUUCGUGCCAUCCUCAGUAAGAUGCAGCAGGCAGAGACGCUCAGUGUCAUGCAGUCUCUGAUCAUGGUGUUCGCUCAUCUGGUGCACACUCAGCUGGAACCCCUCUUGGAGUUCCUGUGCAGCCUCCCAGGACCUACUGGCAAACCUGCCCUGGAGUUUGUGAUGGCUGAGUGGACGAGUCGACAGCAUCUGUUCUAUGGACAGUAUGAGGGCAAAGUCAGCUCUGUGGCACUGUGUAAACUGCUCCAGCAUGGCAUCAAUGCAGAUGACAAGCGGCUACAGGAUAUCCGCGUGAAGGGAGAGGAGAUCUACAGCAUGGAUGAGGGCAUCCGCACCCGCUCUAAGUCAGCCAAAAACCCUGAGCGCUGGACAAACAUUCCUUUACUGGUCAAGAUCUUGAAGCUGAUCAUCAAUGAGCUUUCCAACGUCAUGGAGGCCAACGCCGCACGCCAGGCCACCCCUGCAGAGUGGGGUCAAGAUGACUCCAACGAUAUGUGGGAGGACCAGGAGGAGGAUGAAGAGGAGGAAGAGGAUGGUUUAGCUGGCCAACUCUUAUCUGACAUUCUCGCUACAAGUAAAUAUGAGGAGGAUUACUACGAGGAUGAUGAGGAAGAUGACCCUGAUGCCCUUAAGGAUCCUCUCUAUCAGAUUGAUCUGCAGGCCUAUCUCACGGACUUCCUCUGCCAGUUCGCUCAGCAGCCCUGCUACGUCAUGUUCUCAGGCCACCUUAAUGACAACGAGAGGCGGGUUCUGCAGACCAUUGGCAUCUAA
Puma concolor (puma) is the source of this 3126-nucleotide messenger RNA. RefSeq names its product importin 9 (gene IPO9). Lineage: Eukaryota; Metazoa; Chordata; Mammalia; Carnivora; Felidae. Gene Ontology annotation, biological process: protein import into nucleus. Gene Ontology annotation, cellular component: cytosol; nuclear envelope. Gene Ontology annotation, molecular function: small GTPase binding. The record is from RefSeq and is a predicted model, not a curated record.